This is a messenger RNA of Mobula hypostoma (lesser devil ray), 2583 nucleotides long. RefSeq names its product mitochondrial ribosome recycling factor (gene mrrf). Gene Ontology annotation, cellular component: mitochondrion. The transcript has 8 exons. Gene Ontology annotation, molecular function: ribosomal large subunit binding. The coding region runs from base 164 to 1027 and encodes 287 amino acids. NCBI's taxonomy places the organism in Eukaryota, Metazoa, Chordata, Chondrichthyes, Myliobatiformes, Myliobatidae. The record is from RefSeq and is a predicted model, not a curated record. Gene Ontology annotation, biological process: translation.
CCGGACAUCGGGUGGCCGCUCUGCGCCGAUGGAGCGUUUGAAUAAGGGAAUUCUUCACUGAUAAAGAGCCAGUGCUGAGGAAGUGUCUCACUGGGGAUGGAGCAGUUACAGAGGGAGCAUCUCACCAAGCCAGUAGUAACAGUUAAAAUCGGUUCACUGCACAAUGUCAUUUACACUGCGGUGGAUAUGUCAGCUAGGACCAAGGGUCUACAAGUGUUGUCCACCCCUUGUACAAUCAGCAGUCCAGCGUCGAGUCAGCCACCCGGCUCUCUGCAGGCAGUGUGAGGCCCUGUGCGUAACUCCGAGCCGACUACUUGCCACCAAAAAGACCAAAGUGAAAUCCAAAGGACACGCAGGACCUCGAGUGAACAUCAAUGCUGCUUUAGUGGAGGACAUUAUCAACCUAAAUGAAUUAAAACAAAAUAUGUUGGAAAUCGUAGAGAAUCUUAAAGAUGACUAUGGGAAGAGUCUGAGCAUAAGAACCUCUCCAGGUGCUUUGGAUCAUAUAACAGUUACAACCAGCAGUGGAAAAUUCCCAUUAAACCACUUGGGACAAAUCUCCAUGAAAUCACCUCAACUCAUUUUAGUAAAUAUGACAAGUUUCCCUGAGGCAACAGUGGCUGUCACCGAGGCCAUAAGGGAAAGUGGAAUGAACCUGAACCCUGAAGUGGAUGGAACUCUGAUCAGGGUGCCAAUUCCUAAGACUGGAAAGGAAGGGGAAGGAAGCCAGGAUAAGGAGGUUGAGAGAGGAGGAAGGAGUACAAGCCUGCAGGUGAUAGGAGAGACCAGGGUGACCAGAGAGCACAGAGAACAUCUAGCCAAACUUGCAAAGCAGAUAACAAACAAGUCAAAAGAAUCUCUGCGAAAACUGCGCGCCAAUGCCAUUGCACAAGUUAAGAAAUCAAAGGAUUCUGUCUCUGAAGAUACAAUCAGACUGCUGGAGAAGCAGAUUCAACAGAUGACAGAGGAUGUUACUGCUGACAUGGACAAACAUCUUGUGGCUAAAACCAAAGAACUGCUGGGGUGAUCAGAAUGGGGGAAAUGUGCGAAAUGAGUUGGGAAUAAGCAAAGCCUUUUCCCUGUUCCCUUCCCCCACCUCUAUUCCCGAAAACCCAGUGCUCCAGUUUGUAAGUACUGGCAGUCGGAGAGUUUAUUCCGGAGACCGUUUUCUUCAUGUUCCUAAAGAAAGAUUUGCAUUUAAUUACUUCCUUUCACACAGUCCAAAGCUCUGAAGUACUUUUGAGGUGAUAUCACUGUUAAAAUGCAGCAGUCAGCUUUAAGCAUAGCGAUCUGCCUGGCUCAGCUGAAGAGUUCGAGAACACUGUGUUAUCUUUCAGCCCACAGAAUCUUGGAAGAUCCUUUCAUCGGAUAGGGCAGACAGAACCUCAUCUCUCCUGAAGGAAGGCACCUCUGACUGUUUAACCUUCCCGUGGCACUGUACCCGUAUGUCAACUCGUACUCAGCUGUCCAGCGUGAGACCGGUACCCUUAACCAUCUGACUGGGGUCCACAGACCCCUUGGUAAAUGAUACUGGUUUACGGCAUAAAAAAGGUUGUGAACCCCUGAUCUAACUCCACUAAUACACGUUACAUAGCCUGUGAACUUUAAUGAACUAUGGAACAUGGAUUCUUUCUACAGAGCUGUGGGUGCAGAACCCCUGCCCAUUAUUCUCCUCACUUCUCGUUAACUGAGGACAGGGUGCGCGUCGAAUUUCACCGUUACUGAUCUUUAUGACUCAGAUAACUACUUUCAGAAUAAUGGUCUGCAGGUUAUCUCCUGAGGAGGUGAACAAUUCUAUAAAUGGAAGCUUUCCUCUCCUCCUUAUCCUCAGUCCUGCAUCGCACCAUGCUACGGAAUGGUCACUGAAGGUACUCUGUAUAGUGAUGAGGCUCGAUGCAUCUUCAUUCUACAUACUUGCUGCUUUAGUGCCACAGCAGGGUAACAGUUAGUGUGAUGCUAUUGUAGCUCGGGGCAUUGGAAUUUGAAGUUUAAUUCCGGUGUCCUCUGUAAGAAUGUGCAUUCUUCCCGUAUGUGCAUGUGUUUCUUUCGGGUGCUCCAGUUUCCCCUCUCAAUCCAAAGGGUUACCAGUGAGUAGGUUAAUUGGUCAUUGUAAAUUGUCCUGCGAUUAGGUGGUGGGUUACUGAGCAGCUCUGCUCGUUGUGGCGGGAGGGCCUGUUCUGCAUUGCAUCCCAAAUGAAUGAAUGAAUAGAUACAGAAAAUGCAGUUGACAUUUCUGACCAAUGUGCCUCAGUAACUUCAUUCAGUGACGCAGAAUAAUUCAGUUUAACAAAUGUGAGAAGAAGCCUGCACCAUUUUAUCACUCGAAUAAUGAUAAUAAUUGGUUCUUUUAUAAUACUACCAACAGAAAUUGUGAUUGUAAAAUAAUUGUUCUUUUCACAAAAUUCACUUCCAGAAAUCUAUAAACAAUAUCAGCUGAUGUAUUUCUUAAAUUAUAAAGUCAUGGAUUGCUCAGGUCCUACUGAUUUGCAACAGGUGACUCUGGAAAUAAACACAAACAACUUUAUCUGACAAUAUUUAAUGUUUUGCAUCAAAAUCAUGUAUUUCCUGAAUAAAUAUUUCAGU